Messenger RNA from Ornithodoros turicata, 2844 nucleotides. RefSeq names its product Kruppel-like factor 3. Bases 162 to 1274 code for a protein of 370 amino acids. The record is from RefSeq and is a predicted model, not a curated record. Gene Ontology annotation, molecular function: DNA-binding transcription factor activity, RNA polymerase II-specific; RNA polymerase II cis-regulatory region sequence-specific DNA binding. The transcript is spliced from 3 exons. NCBI's taxonomy places the organism in Eukaryota, Metazoa, Arthropoda, Arachnida, Ixodida, Argasidae. Gene Ontology annotation, biological process: regulation of transcription by RNA polymerase II.
CAGUCGAUCCCGUGAGCGUUGUGUGAAACGCGUCACGCAGCCGCACGUGCCGACGUCACUGCCGUCCGUGCUGUGCGUGUGUGCUUGGUGUGGUGGUGAAGAUGGGAGGAUUAUUCAGUGAUGGUGCUGCGUGGUGAUGAAAACGUGGUGAAACGUAGUACAUGUCUGCCGCGUUGCUCGUCGCGUCGGGCACAUCACCUCCCGGCGGGAUGGCGGACUUUCAGGACAUGUGGCAGGACAUCGAAAGCGUGCUCUUGGGCGACAUGGCACCGGGAGGCUGCCAGACGUUCGCCCCAGACCCUCGCUCGGGAGGCAGCCCCGUCACUCCACGGCGGCAUUACGCCACUCCACCGGCCCCUCAACACUGCAUGGUUCCACCGCCUCAGUCGCCGCAAACGACCUCUCGAGAAGACCUCUUGGACGAUCUGGGCAUUACGGUCGCACCUCCGUGUGUAGACGGCAAACCCCCCGCCUUCUACGACGACGGACGUUGUCUUCCUGUCCCUUCGGGACAAGUCUCCGAACACGACGCCGCCUGCCCUCCUGGCUACUCUUCCCCUUACCUUCCACGCUACCAGGACGUUAAAAGUGAAGUCGCAUACUAUCCAACUCCCGCGUCGCGGCCUCACGAUUUCUACCCACCGCAAUGGCCGCUUUACAGCGGAAGCCUGUCGGUACGGAGCCACGUGCCUUCAUCCGUGUCUGCUGAGCCGUCGGGCCUUCGGUUUCAUCAGCAGACACCUCCUGGUAUGCGACCAGUUCACGGACCUCCGCGGCAUUAUCCUCCCAUUAGUAAUAACCAAGGAACGCGUUUCAUGACUCCACCAAACUCUCCUCAACUCGCCGAAAUCUUGGCUUCGACGAGGCCCGGUGGUGUGUGUCCUUCGACGCUACCUCCACUCUCCUGCACGGUCGGCGGGAGCCUACCGGGAGACCUGAGUCUAACCACUCCCGCUCCGACGAAAACGCGGCGCGGACGGCGCUCGCGAGGGCCGAAGAAAGUGACGAUCCACACGUGUUCCUACCCCGGUUGCAACAAGACGUACUCCAAGAGCUCGCACCUGAAGGCUCACCUGCGGACGCAUACCGGUGAGAAGCCCUACCAGUGUAACUGGAAGGGUUGCGGCUGGAAGUUUGCAAGGUCAGACGAACUCACGAGGCACUACAGGAAGCACACUGGGGACAGGCCGUUCCAGUGCCGUCUAUGCGAACGCGCGUUCUCGCGUUCGGACCACCUUUCUCUGCACAUGAAACGGCACGCGGAGAUUGUCUGACCUUCGGCGACGGCGGGCCUGGUGCCGGGCGCGCCGUCGUUCACAUCUACGGACGUAUGAAGGUGCGCCACUCUUUGUUGUCGGUGCCUUAGCUCUUGCUAUCUCGUCUGCUGUGGCUGCGAUGUACAGUUUAAGACGCAGAGCCGAGAGAAAGCUACUCACCUUUUGUUGACAAAGAGUCCUGGCACUCUCUGCUGGUAUUGGUUGCUCAAGUGAUUGCGUCACCGCCGCCCAUGCUGGACAAAAAAAAGACGUUGUUGUUCCUCAUCGUCACUGACAUGUGCCUAAGACGUGUGCAAUGUGUGCCUGAAACGAAAUCAGGCACUGCGUGUGAGUGUGUGCGUGCCUACGAAGUGUCCCAUCGUGUUCCUGUGUAUACUUAUACAAUGGUGCGUCAUCCCGUGUUGGAUUUCGUUCACGCACUUUAGACUACUUUUAGCGUAAUUUGUGUUGUUGUUAUUAUUUUUUGUAAAGAUGCUCAUUUCCAAAGGAUUUUGGCGAAUGUGUUUUGUAAAUGCGUAAUCUGAAGUGAUACACAUCUGUUGGUCUGGGGGCAACAACAUCGUCGGUAACGUGUUAUCGUUGAGAUUUGAGCAACUCAUCGAGUAGUUGUACCGCGGGUUAGUUCUUACUUUGUCUGCUUGUAUCGGAGACUAUCUAUAGGAGACUAUCGGAAGUACAGCUCACGCUGUUCGGCUACAACAACUAAACAUGUGCAGAAGUGGCGAAAAGGGUGAACAUUCUGUAGCUGCGUUCUCACACACAAAAAAGAGAAGACAACAUUCCUUUAUAGUUAACUGUCUUAGCGUAAAGGACUUUAGCGAGUAAAAUUUGUUGUCUUACUCUCUGGUAUGUAAAGAAAUGCUCUUGAAGAGUAAUUUAAACGCGCUUCAGGCAAUCAGAAUGUAUUUUCUUGGGUCCGCAAAUUAGGGAGAUAUCGCCGUACGCUCUUACCCUAGGCAUUUGAUUGUUAUCGAUCGUUUAGUCGAUUUAUUGGUACCACCUCAUUUAUAUUUUGCGAGAUUAUGUCAGACAGGGUAGACAUAAAACAGAAAGCAAGAAAUAUGCACUCCUCUGUAUCUCUACAAAGUGACAUUGCCGUUAGAGACAAAAAAAAAAUAAUAAUAAUAAAUGAACGAGCAUCUGCACUACGAUAACAAAUCAGGACCACCAAGGUCGGUCAAAGCCUUCCUAGAAUAUCGUCACAUUGUAAGGGGUCGUUUUUGUCGUUAUCACGAACAGGUCUUGUAUUAAAUCUUGUCGUGUACUGAACAGUGUUGACACCUCAGGCUUGGAGAAGCCCAGCCACAUAAGUCUCCCUCAAAUUUCCCUUUACACAAAUGUACGGGACCAAAUGAAAUUCAUCUAUGGCGCGAUACAUGUGUCUUCUAUUCUGUGCGAUUUCGUUAGAGAUAACAAGUGCAGGUGGAAACCAGUUUAUCUCGACAAGCAGAACUAUGACGAAUGAAUGUACAUAUAGAGUGUCGGUUAUACGUUUGUAUGCUCGUGGACCAAAAGCAUUCCAUCGACUCAAGAAUCGAUGCUAUAAUAAAAACGCUAUUUAUUGUUA